Penicillium griseofulvum is the source of this 813-nucleotide messenger RNA. RefSeq lists its product as uncharacterized. The record is from RefSeq and is a predicted model, not a curated record. The transcript has a single exon. Lineage: Eukaryota; Fungi; Ascomycota; Eurotiomycetes; Eurotiales; Aspergillaceae. The coding region runs from base 1 to 813 and encodes 270 amino acids.
AUGGCUGACUAUCCUUACUCCAAAGAUUAUGGGCGCAGCUUGCUCGAGGGCCUACCCCUAUCAAUUAAGAGGUAUCAAUAUCAAGGAAAGGAACACUUCCUUCACACUUAUUAUCUUGAACUAGAUCUUUUCAAGCGUUCAAAACAUGACACAUCAGAGUACAUCCUAUUCGAUAUCGACGCUGAUACCCUCGAAAAGGAUUUCCUCGAUCCAAAUAUCGAUUGUUCCUUUACUUUCGACUCUUUCGAUACAGAGAGAAAUCUUCUUCUAAUCAAGAUGAAAUCCGACGAGCAUGCGCAGGCAACCCAACAAAUUGGUUUUUCAAUUAUGGAAAAGCUCCUGCAUAUGGGGCUUCGAACCGACGUAAAACCAUUCCCCUUAAUCCGAGCUGGCGCCCAAGGAAAACACCCUGAUAAUGGAUGGGGCCCAAUGAGACCACCAGAUCAUGACCGUAGGGCGACCAUUGUUGUUGAAGUUGGGCUGGCGGAAUCGCAGCCAAAACUCGAGCGCGACGCAACAUUUUUGUUAGAUCCAGAGAGAGGCAAGGCUAACAUAGCCUUAAUCGUAAAAUUGAAUCUAAAAAAACACCAGAUGACUCUCGACAAAUAUGAAUGGGACGGGGACAACGAAUUCAUCAAAAUGGUACAGCGCAUCCAGAUCACUGAGGGAGAGAUUGCGACUUCAAACCCAUUAGUUAUAUCCAUCGAACAAUUGAUGAUGCGACCCAGGUCUUCACCCGAGAAUGAUAUUAUAAUUGGUAUAGAAGAACUGAAGGAUAUUGCGGAUAGUAUUUGGAGUGUCCAAACUUCCUAA